Molecule: messenger RNA, 3063 nt
Organism: Cryptosporidium muris RN66
Lineage: Eukaryota; Apicomplexa; Conoidasida; Eucoccidiorida; Cryptosporidiidae
Exons: 1
Coding region: 1-3063 (1020 amino acids)
Source: RefSeq, a predicted model, not a curated record
AUGAUGAGGUCUGCAGGUAUAAUUAGUAUACCUGAAACCUGUAAUAAACUUCGCCAAGUCGGUCUUCAAUUAUCUGAGAUCUGCACUUUAGUCAACACACUUGGAGAUCUAAUGGUGAAAGAUGAAAUCCUAGAAUCUUCUAUGCUAGUAGAGCACAUAAGCCAAGGUUUAGAUCAGUUAGUGGAUAUACUAAGUCAAACUACCCAUCCUACUGUAAGAUAUAUUGCAUUUCAAAAUCUGAGAUACUUUUUAAAUGAAGGAAUAGGUAUUUAUGAUAUUUCCACCUUAAUAUCACAUAUAUGUAAUGGUUUUAUCCGAUUAAUAUCUCACUGGAAUAUAGAUGUUCAAAUAGAAAGUCUGAGUAUUCUCCUUGAAUAUGAAGGAAAGUUGGAAACACUUGCUAAUAUUAAAUUAUUCGGAAUAAUACUGAAUUCUAAUAUAGAGAUAUGCCACUUGAUAUUUUCAUUACUAAUACAAUUCCAAGAUUCGAACUUUUAUUUUUUAUUACCUUCCAUUUUGGAAAGUUUAAAAAGUGGAGUUUCUUAUAUAAGCUCUAAAGAAAUUUUAAUGCAAAUUAUAGAUACUAUAUGCCAACUCUGUCGUAGUAGUCAUCCUUGGCAGAGUUUAAAAUAUGACUCAGAUUUAUCAAUAACUUAUAGAUAUACAAAGUUGGAAUAUUUGCCAUAUAUAUUUGAUAUAUUUGAUCAAAUUAGUUCCAGAUUCCCUACUAUUUUGAGCCUUUGUUUUAACUUAAUAUGGGAUGAGAUAUUUGAAAUAAUAAAUCCAGAUAUAGCUAUGAAGGAUUUUGUACUUAGUACUGAACAAAUAAAAAUAUGUGAUUAUGGUUUUAAGAUAUCUACAAAUAUAUCUCUUCGUUGUAAUGUACUACUUUGUACCCAAGUUAAGAAUAUAGUAAAAUUUAUAAAAUUCACGAUAAACCUAUUCGUGACACCAUCUUCAGAAACUGUAAUAAAUACUUUGCCUAGUAAAUGCAGUCUUUGUAUAUUAAAUAGUUUAUUAAAAAGCUUAAUUUCAUUAUCUUUGAAGUCACCACUUAUGCUCAUUUUUCCAAGCUUUAUAGAUCCAAUUAUAUUAGAACCAGAAAAAAUCUCAACUGAGGAGGAUUUGGGAAAUCUUGAUUUUUUUUCUAAUCAAAUGGUAUCACUGGACCAACUUUUCUUGACUAUUGAAAGUAUAUAUAAUUUUUUACAUUUAAAUCAAGAAUACAAAGAAAUAAAUUUAGUGUUUGAAUCCCUAAAUAACUUAAUGUUUCUAAUUAAUACUGGAAUUUUAUGGCCACAAUUUGAAGAUUUUGAUAAAUUAGCUAGAAUUAAUUACACGAAACUGAAUACCAUUAAGUUAUUGCGAGAUAUAACUGAAUGUAGCCUGAGCAUACUUAAUGAGACAUGUAAAUCCCAAGAUAUACAAGCUCGUAAACUAUGCAACUGUUUCCUUGGCUUUUAUCUUUAUGGUAAAAUUAUUUUAACCCAAAUUAAAGUCAGUAAGAAGUUUUCUACUAUAGAAUCUGAUAUUCAAUUCACUAAUUCACACCAGGAUGAAUGGUUUUCGGAAAAGAUUCACAAAUUCUUUAUUUGGGUACUUGCUAAACUAGAGAAUGUCUCAACCCUAAUGACCGAUAAAUAUACACUGGGCUUCUUAUUACUUGCAAAGGAUUUGGGAGUUUUAAAAAUUAUAGAGGAAAACUUAAAUAUAAGAUCUCCUAAUUGUGUUUCAUUUUUUACGGGGAUAUUAACUCGUUGGUAUGGCAGACUCGUCCAAUUUAAUAUUAUAGAUGAGAGCAAAUUCUUAGCUUUUAAAUAUGAUGUAUCAAGAAAGCCUUUACCUGAUCUUAAUGGUUUAGUUAAUCUUCCCUUAAAAAUAUUUGUUUUUGUUUUACGUUGGUUUUGUGGGUGGACAUUUAAAAAUACUUUUAGAGAUGAAUGGUUUUGUUUACAGAUUCGCAAAUUUAUAAAUGAGCAGGAAUUCAAACAUAUUAUUGAAGCAAAACUUCAAGGAUCUUCUAUGGAUAUCAAAUAUAGAUUUGCAAAAUAUCUAUGUAUAGCAGGAUGUUUCGGUUUGGCUAAGGAUAUUUUUGGAACUAUUAAGGUUAAAUCUAUAGAACUAAAUUUGUGGAUACUUGCUUUGAAGCAGACCUCUAACUACUUUGAAUUUUUGUCUAAGCUUAAAUUAUAUAGAAACAAAGCUGCAACUAGAGAAUUAUUAUCUUUACAAAACCAGGUUGAACAAAUUCGUAAUUCAUUAUCUCUGCUUAAAUACAAAGAUUCCUACUUUAUUAAUCAAAUAAUGGAUUCUUGGGAUUAUACUCUAAAUCUCUUAUUACUUAUUUCGAAAAAUUCAGAUCUUGAGGAUGAAAAUGAAGAAAUACAAACUAUGGCUAUGUCAGCAUGGAAAUCAUGGAAGUGUCUAUUAAAUAUAACAAGUAAUAUUUGCAAUACAUCCACUAAAAUUAUUGCCAAAUAUUGCUACUUUUUAGAAUGUAUUAUUACAUGUAAAGGGAAUAUAGAUAAUAUAAAAAUGAAUUUUGCUCAUUCAAAUAAAUGUAACAAUUUUGAAGUGAAUCAAGAGGGAGAUAUAAAACUAAGUAAAGAUAUUUCUUACUCUCAUAUAGUGGAUAAAAUAUUUCUUUCAGAUGUUUAUUCUCUAUUUCCUCCCAUGAUAUUUUCACUCUCUAAGUUGCCAAUGGUAAUACUUAAUGUAGAUGUAUCUAGUUGUAAGAAUUUUUACAAAAAUAACACUGCAUCUAUAACUGAGACAUCUAUAUGUCCUGUUAUAAAAGUAUGUGGUACUUUGGUACAUGUUUCCCAAGAAUUCCUGUUGCCAAAAUGGAAGUGGGUUCGUCUCAUGAUCACAUAUACAACAGAAACACAAGAAAGUUUUGUUGGAACUCAUUUUCUUGAAAUUUCAGUAAAUAGGGGAACUUUCAGCUGGAUACAACCUAUUGAACUUCCAGAGAAAGUCUCGAAAUUAACCGUAACAGCUUUACCAGUUUCGAAAACUAUGGCAAAUAUAGGAAUUGCUUCUCAAAAAGAUGUAAUACUCUGA